Molecule: messenger RNA, 504 nt
Organism: Porites lobata
Lineage: Eukaryota; Metazoa; Cnidaria; Anthozoa; Scleractinia; Poritidae
Source: the annotation of a GenBank genome assembly
AUGACUCGCCGUCGAAUUACUCAAGUUAUUUUCUUCUCUUGGGGUCUAACAGUUAGUUUUAAUGCGCUAAAAGUUAUCUAUUAUGUGUUUUAUUUCAAAACAAUGGAUGUCCUGUUUAUAUGGCUAAAUCUAAUUUGCUUCGAGUUCCUUCCAACUGUUGUAUUAAUACUCUGCUUUGUAUCAAUGAUAUUUCACGUACGCAGGCAUGAUCGGUCAGCACGCAUCGUAGAAAAACAGUUAGGUUUUAACCAUCAGGUGUCGUUUAAAACCCAUUACGAGAAGUCUGCAGUAAUAAUGAUGGGUCUUGUGAUAGGAGUGUUUCUUGUUUGCUAUGGUAUGUAUCUACGUUGUAGUUUUCUAAUACUAUCCUCAUCGCGAUGUAAUGAUGAAAACUACAAAAUUCUUUUCUUGGUUUUAAACUCGGCCAUUAACCCGCUGGCUUAUGCCUUUUUCAAAAGAGACAUAAAGAAAGAGUUUCAAAGACUUGUCGGCGCUGUGUUUUAA